Didymodactylos carnosus is the source of this 345-nucleotide messenger RNA. Lineage: Eukaryota; Metazoa; Rotifera; Eurotatoria; Philodinida; Philodinidae. The record is from the annotation of a GenBank genome assembly.
AUGAUCGCCUCAGGUUUUUUGAUUACAAUUAGUUUUUUAUCACCAAUAACAAAUUGGAUACGAACACUUAUUAUUGAACAUUUAAAUUCUCGUGGAACAGCGACAACAUUCGCACUUAUUCUACUAUUAAAAUUAUAUCGAAUAGUAUUUGCUAUAGCAUUUAAAUUUGGUUUUAUAGGAAAUAUAAUGUUUGCUUAUAUUUGUUUAUCUAUUCCAAUGUAUUGUCUAUUACAAUUAUGGUAUGUUGAUAAUUGGUUGGAAUUAUUAUUCAUUCUUCAGUUACCAUUGUACGCAUGUUUUCGUUUCGACAUAGCGUUGCUUGUUGGAUUACUCAAUACUGACUGA